This is a messenger RNA of Gryllus bimaculatus (two-spotted cricket), 5105 nucleotides long. Lineage: Eukaryota; Metazoa; Arthropoda; Insecta; Orthoptera; Gryllidae. The record is from the annotation of a GenBank genome assembly.
GGAACCGUCUGGAGAGCAACUCGGAGCACUGGAGCGCGCUGCUGCUGUCGCUGCGGGAGCUCACCGAGUGGGUCAUCCGCAAGGACACGGAGCUCACGGGCCUCGGCCCCAUCGGCGGGGACGUGGCCGCGCUGCAGAAGCAGCAGGAUGACCACCGCGCCUUCCGCCGCCAGCUGGAGGACAAGCGGCCCGUGGUGGAGAACAACCUCCUGUCCGGCAGGCAGUACGUGGCCGGCGAGCCACCGCUCUCCGACACCUCCGACAGCGAAGCUGGGCGCGAGCUGGACGCCGACUCCCGCUACCGCUCGGCCGAGGAGCAGGCGCGCGAGCUGACGCGCUCCAUCCGGCGCGAGGUGGGGAAGCUGUCGGACACGUGGAACGCGCUCAUCGACCGCUCCGACGCCUGGCAGCGCCGCCUCGACGACAGCCUCGCCAAGAUGCGGGUGUUCCAGAAGAACUUGGAGGACCUGGCGAGCCGGCUGGCUGCGGCCGAGGCGCUGCGCGCCGCGUGGCAGAGCCCUGCAGACGCCUCCGAGGUGGGCGAGAUGCUGGAGCAGCUGCAGAAAUUUGGGGAACGUCUGGGGCCAAUCCAGCGAACAGUUGAGGAUGUAAAUGAUCAGGCUGCUCUAUUCACAUCCAGCAAUGUGCUUGUUUCUCAUUUGACCCUGAAUCGACUGGAAGACCUCAAUACCAGAUGGAAGCUGCUACAACUGGCAGUAGAUGAUCGCUACAAGCAACUAAGAGAUUUUGGUCAGGCUGGAGCACCACCCACUCAAGCUUUCCUUGCUGCGUCUGUAGAACCUCCCUGGGAGCGUGCACUCACGCCCAACAAAGUGCCUUACUACAUCAACCAUCAGUUGGAAACCACCCACUGGGACCAUCCAAAAAUGGUGGAGCUGAUGGGAACGUUAGCGCAGCUCAACGAAGUUCGAUUUUCUGCUUAUCGCACAGCAAUGAAGUUGCGAACUGUUCAGAAAAGGCUUUGCUUUGAUCUUUUGGGAUUAUCAUCAGCAAUAGAGCAGUUUGAUUCACAUGGUUUGCGAGCACAAAAUGAUAGACUUAUUGAUGUACCCGAUAUGGUGGCUGUUCUAAAUUCCCUGUAUGAACUAUUGGCCAAUGACAAUCCUGGUCUUGUUACCAAUAUACCACUUUGUGUAGAUUUAGCUGUAAAUUGGCUACUUAAUGUGUAUGACAGUCAGCGCACUGGGCAAAUUCGUGUUUUGUCCUUUAAAGUUGGACUUGUUGUUUUAUGUAAGGGCCAUUUGGAAGAAAAAUAUCGCUAUUUAUUUCGUUUAAUUGCCGAUCCCAGUAGACUGGUUGAUCAACGUAAGUUGGGUCUUUUAUUGCACGAUUGCAUUCAAGUGCCACGUCAGCUGGGUGAGGUUGCAGCAUUUGGUGGUUCAAACAUUGAACCUUCAGUGCGUUCAUGCUUUGAAAAAGCAGGCAAGGAUAAGAACUCCAUUGAGGCCAUCCAUUUCUUGAAUUGGCUUCAGCAGGAACCACAAAGCAUGGUUUGGUUGCCUGUUCUUCAUAGAUUAUCUGCAGCAGAAAAUGCUAAACACCAAGCGAAAUGCAAUAUUUGCAAAGAAUAUCCUAUUGUAGGAUUCAGGUACCGUUGUUUGAAGUGUUUCAACUUUGAUAUGUGUCAGAAUUGCUUCUUUUCUGGGCGCAAGGCUAAAAAUCAUAAACUCACGCAUCCUAUGCAAGAAUAUUGCACAGCUACAACAUCUGGAGAAGAUGUUCGAGACUUCACUAGAGCACUGCGCAACAAAUUUAAGUCAAAGCGUUAUUUCAAGAAACAUCCAAGGGUGGGCUACCUCCCUGUGCAGACAGUGCUUGAGGGAGAUGCCCUGGAGUCACCCGCACCCUCUCCCCAGCACUCAACUCUCAGCCAGGACAUGCACUCGCGCCUAGAAAUGUACGCAUCGCGGCUUGCAGAGGUGGAAUUGCGCACACGGAGCAGUUCCACCCCUGACUCGGAUGAGGAGCAUCAGCUGAUUGCGCAGUAUUGCCAGUCCCUGAACGGAGCCCCUCCGGCAGACGCCGCAGGAGGGUCUGUGCCAAGGUCUCCAGUGCAGAUCAUGGUGGCGAUUGAUGCUGAACAACGGGAGGAACUUGAAGCCAUGAUCAGGGAACUGGAAGAAGAGAAUGCUUCCCUCCAAGCAGAAUAUGACAGACUGCGAGCUAAACAGACACCAGGCUCUACGCCUGAAGACUCGGCAGGUGCAGUUCCCACUGGCAGGGCACCUGGUGCAGAUGUUGACAUGUUGGCUGAAGCUCGGCUACUUCGCCAACAUAAAGGUCGUUUGGAAGCACGAAUGCAGAUUCUAGAAGAUCACAAUCGACAAUUGGAGGCACAACUACAACGUCUCCGACAACUGUUGGAUGAGCCGGGUUCUGGAUCCCCAUCAAAGACUGGGACACUGCAGACUCGUUCAGUCACUGCUUCUCAACUGGCUACUGAUUCUCCAGCUAAAUUGAAUGGCCACUACCAUGAUGCUGGAGGCGGGCGCUGGGUGGAUGGUCCUGUAGGUGCUAGAAGCAGCCUUGAGCGUACUUCUGAUGGCCGCCCUCCGCCUCCUCCUGCUCUUGUCUCUGCCAGCAAUAGUGCUAGUGGGCAGGCAGCCGCUGGCUCCAGCCAGGCUUCUGCCCAGCAAAACAUUGGCAACUUAAUGCACAUGGCAGGGGAUCUUGGAAGAGCAGUUGGUGAGCUAGUAACUGUCAUGACUGAUGAAGAGCAAGCAUCUGCUAGUGAUGAACAGUGAAUGAAGAAGUGAUAAUCUUCAGUCUUCAAUGAAAUCUUGCAUCACAAGCAUAACAUAGCACAAUGAAAAUCAUAUCACACAUUUAAAUGCAACUUUCAAAAAUAAUGUAUCAUUAUGUAUGAGUUAGGUAAAAUAAGUAGGAAUCCAAACACAUCAUAACAUUACAUAUCUGUGAAAAAAAUGUGAGGAAAGGUGUAUUAAUAAUCAUUCUUUAGUUAUAAAAACAACUCGCAUUCAUAUUGUUAUACGUAAACCAGAUCAAUGUAAAUAUGUUUAUGUACAUGAUGGAUCUAUGAUGUGUUGACUGGGAUGCAUGUCUAUUUUCUUGUUCUGUUUCUAGCACUUCAGUGCUGCUCUUUCUGUAUUGCACAGUACUGUGUUGUAUGAUGAGAGAUUUAUGGACAGUUGUGGAUAGCAUAAUGUUGCAGACUUUUCAAAAGAGUGAUAUAAAGAUUUACUCUUUUAAUCUUUACAUAUCUAUAAAUACUGUGACAUUGAUAGUACUGACUUUCAUAUACUGUAUACACUCAUACAACUAUCUAAACUCAUGAAACGAACUUAUGGUAAUUUAGAAAGUAUUGUUUUCUUGAGCACAGUGUUACUCAAAAUGAGAAAUUACUUGUGGCACAACUCUGAGCAAAAAUGAAAAUAUCUCUUAUGGUAUUAGUGAGUAAGCGAUGUACUUCUGAAACUGCACUAAACUGUGUUAACUUGCAACACUGACUUUUUGGAGAUGAAUGUGUAUUUGGACAAAUAUGGUACUUUUUAUUAUUUUCCUAUACUGAUUUUGGCGUCUCUUUUCCUCAAAAGCUGAGGCAAAUGGUCUGCCAAUGGAAUUAAUGUUUUUCUGGUCACUGCUGUAGUUUCAUCUCUUCCUUGCUGUACAUAUAAACUAUGCUAAAAGUGUGAUCAAGGACCAUGUUUUGUCCUUAGUGUUAAGAGAGAGCCUGUGGUUUAUUCAGCAUAUUAUUUAGGGCAUUUCUCUACUGUUUUCUGUCAUGCAAGUGGGAGAAGUCUUAGUGUUUUGCUCAUGCAUACUAAACCAAAAGAGUGGGUUAAACAAGUUGCAACUUAUGAUAUUCAAAAAACAUUGCAUUUUGAUAUAUUAUUCAAAGUUGUAACUGUGUGGAUUUUGUUGAAAAGAUUUCUGUUAAGUCAUUAAGCAUUUUUCUACCACUUGUUUGUGGAAAACAGUUAAUACUAGAGAGGGUUCUUGGAGAGGGUACUCUCCUGUCCUUAACGCCCAUAUUGCAUCCACAGUGUUUUGUAUUAAUUGACUGCAGCCCGUGUUACUGUAUCCAUAGUUUUCUAAUGUUGAAUGCAUAAAUAUGUCUAAAUUACUAGAUACCUCAAAUUCCUAACACACAAUUAGGAUCAUCAAUGAUUUAUUCAAUAAAAAUUUGUAAACAUUCUUCUACUCCUGAACUUCAGAAAGUCUGUAAAGCUGUAGAGGAAAUAAAAUGUUAUGGUAGGGAUAUAGUUGAAAUUUGAUAAUUGGGUAGGUUGCUCAUAAAAAUGUCAAUUCUUUUCUUUUUUCUCUCUCUCUCUUUCUCUUUUGCAAUAUAAUUUUCAAAAGUUGUAUGUCAGAUGCUGUGGAAACCACACUAGAUACAUUUUGUGAUCUAUUUAAAGGAAAGUAGCAGUGUAUCAUCUCAUACUGUCAUAUAGCAUAAAAUUACAUCCCAAAUUAUUAGCAAUAGAGAUAUAUCAGUAGAAAUGUUCUCCCAAAUGACUACUUGUCAAUUUGAUGUUUGAAAGUAGUGAAUGCUUGUUUGAAAUUGGGAGAUGGAAAUUUGUGGAUGAAGUUUAUCCUGUGGAUGUUGUAUGAACACUAAGGAUGCAUUGUCUGCACUUGUGAUGAAAGUAUAAGAUUCUCGUUUGUACUUUCUCCAUGUUAUGCAGCAGCAUCUCAUAUCAGCACUUUAAUCUUAUGUUUGAUACUGACAUUUCUUAUUCAGGUGGUGAAAAUUAUUUUUUUAAAUAUUAUUACACAUCACAUAGAUGUAUUCAGUUUUUUAUUGUUAACCUCAAUGCUGAAUCGUUUUGAGUACUUGUAUUAUUGUUGAUAGAAUGACACAUGUUAAGUGUGUUAUUUUCGUAUGGUCUUUGAGAAUUUUGCAUAUUAUUGCAUAAUGUAAAAAUUUUAUUUAUCAGCAAACAAACUUCAUUUUAAUGUUUGUGUAGGAAAAUGUUAAGACAGUGUUUGACAAAUCAAUUAUGUCAAAUUCCUAUGUAAAUCACUAACAUCAACUCUUCUUGAAGUGUGAACUCGAAAACAGUUCAUCAUUUCAGAGUACUUGAAGGAAGCUGAAUGACUAGAAUACAAACCAGUCUUUUAUA